AUGGCUAUCCAAAGGUUCGACGAGUUCGUCCGUGACAUCCCCUUCGACGUCCAGAGUGACCAUCUGCAUCUCAUUUCACUUCUCGGCAAAAUGGAACUGGACGUGUUGCCGCCUCGUAUUCAGAGACUACGGCUGAAGACCAUGCGAUACCAGUUCCGUAUGCCGCACGUGCCAGGAAAGCUGCUAGCCACAGCCGAUACGUUGUCGCGCAUCACCUACGAGCCACCCACUCCUCUAGACACUAUCGAACUUUUUGCAGCCCAGGUAGUCGGCUGCACGCCGGAAGUCUUGCCACUCAGCCCUAAAGACGUGCGACAGGCACAAGAGUCCGAUGGCGAGUGCAAAGCCCUCGCUUCCUACUGCCAGAAUGGUUGGCCUAAAAGGACCACGAUACCACUGCACCUCUCAAAGUACGCCUCUGUGGCAGACGAGCUCUCUGUCUGCGACGGUGUUCUGCUGAAAGGCGCCCGGAUAGUCAUCCCAUCGUCCCUUCGUCCAGCGGUCUUGACGCUGUUGCAUGAAGGUCGUCAGGGCAUCAACAGGACCAAAGCCCUAGCUCGGGAGUCAGUUUGGUGGCCCGGUAUCUCGACAGACAUCGCCUCUCUCAUUGCCAACUGUGAACAGUGCGCUUCCACCCGCGUGAACUUUGCCGAGCCCCUGCUCUCCACGGCCCUACCUGGACAUCCCUGGGAAUUCCUUGGAAUGGACUUGUUCCACCUCAACGGCCAGACGUUCAUCCUGGUGGUGGACUAUUACUCAAGGUUUCCUGAGGUGGUGACCCUGAAGAGCACGACAGCUCAGGCAGUCAUUGACGCUCUCAAAUCCAUCUUUGCCCGCCAUGGAAUCCCGCAACAAGUCAGGUCAGACAACGGCCCACCGUUCUCGUCGCAAGCGUUCGCGGCGUUUGCAGCAUCAUAUGGCUUUAACCACAGGACCAGCCGUCCACACUAUGCUCAAUCGAACGGAGAGGCGGAGAGGAUGGUGCGUACUAUCAAGGACCUGUUUCGGAAGUCAAAGGAUCCUUAUCUGGCUCUGCUCAGCUAUCGGGAUACUCCAGUAGUCGACGGCUUUAGUCCUGCCCAGCUGUUGAUGGGAAGUCAACUGAGAACCAGAGUCCCAAAGCAAGGCUCCCAGCUACGUCCCAACUGGCCCCCAACGAAAGAAGUCGUCGCCAAGGAUGCGACUUAA
Messenger RNA from Dermacentor andersoni, 1188 nucleotides. Lineage: Eukaryota; Metazoa; Arthropoda; Arachnida; Ixodida; Ixodidae. The record is from RefSeq and is a predicted model, not a curated record.